Molecule: messenger RNA, 4336 nt
Organism: Mytilus trossulus (common blue mussel)
Lineage: Eukaryota; Metazoa; Mollusca; Bivalvia; Mytilida; Mytilidae
Exons: 6
Coding region: 59-730 (223 amino acids)
Source: RefSeq, a predicted model, not a curated record
UACACAGAAAUGAAAGUACACAUUCACGUUUGUUUCUUACAUUGCAGGAUACCUUAAUAUGGUAAGAAAGGGCAAAAAACCACAAAAACGAGAUAAUUCAAAGGACAAUAGUGAUACACUUAUCACUGACGAAACGUCGACUAAAAAUGAAAAGUCAGACGGUUCAACAUGUUUAAGAGAAAAAUUCAAUGGCACAAACGAGUUGCAGACAAAACAGACAUGCUGUUGUUUUACAUGUGGGUGUUUAGUUGCUACACUUUUAGUGUCUCUCAUCAUAAGCAUUGCAUUUCCAGUAAACUGUGAUACUAAGGAUACUAAUUGCAAUGCUAAUGCUACCAGUGCCAACAAUAAACCCCAUCAUUCCAAUCGUGCAGAAAACUCAAAGAUGCAGGAGUACAAUGCAUUACACCCAGAACUUGCUACAUAUGGGUAUAACACCGAUGACAAUUAUCCUAAGAAGGUACCAAGCCCUGCCAUUUACAGUGGUGAAAACUACGGACUAGCAUACUACAACAGAUACCAUGGAUUUAAAAUAAGACGGAGCAUAUUUCAUUACAAUGGAAUAGGAUAUAAAUUGACCUGUAAUAAAACACGAUUCUAUCGACUUUGGUGUAGUUGUUAUGGAAAAUAUCACAGCAAAAGUAGAUGUUUUGAACGAUUCAGAAAACAACGACUGUUUUUAAAACACAGAGCUACGUCUUAUCGAUGGCGAUCAAAGAUCGCCCAAUAACACUGGAGGCAAUAAAAACAAUAAAAAAAAGUUAUCAUUACAAAAAAGGCAAUUUGUUUUUAUUCAAGAAUGUUUCUAAUAAUUUCAUAUGCUACAUAGAAAUAUCCUUUUACCGAAAUAAUGGUAAAAGUAAAGUCCCUCUAAUAAAAGCAGUAAAUUUGCAAAAUAAUUUACUCUGGUAUGUUUAAUAUUUAAAAGACAGUACCAAUGUUUGGUUGCCGACGUCAUAUUCUAACUUUCUGUAUACAUUAUAAUUGAUUAACGACCAAUUUAAGACGUGUGCGUUUUUAAGCAUUUCUGUUAAAAGACACGUCUUUACUUCUGUGCUGAUGACAACCCAGUCCACUAACAUAGUUUUUAAACAAGUGCCAGAAAAACGAAAACAACACUUGAUUUAUUUCGUUCGUCUUAAACGAUUUUCUUGGUUAUCCUUCACCAGGAAUACUCUAAAAAUAGAGAUCAAUCAUGUAAAUAUGGAAAAAAUUGAGAAAUCAUAUUGCUUGGCGAUUUUAACGCCCGAACUGGAAAUGAUUGUGAUUUUAUUGAAGGGGACAACACCAACCACAUUCCAUUAAACAACAGCAAUUAUAACAUUGAUAUUUUGAAUGAGAGAAGAGCCAGCUGCGAUAAUACUGAAGAUUCUAGAGGGAAAGACCCUCUAGAUUUUUGUAUAUGUAAUCAAAUCCGUAUCUUGAACGGGAGAAUAUUAGGUAAUAGCACUGGCAAGCAUACAUGUUAAGUAUAAUGGUUUUAGUGUAGUUAAUUAUGUGUUAGCAUCAGAACAAUUAUUUUGUAACAUUUUAUAUAUGUGUGUAUCAGAUUUCAAGGCAACUUUUUUCAGAUUACCACUGUAAACUAUCAUUUAAGUUAUUAGCCUCAUUUACAAACGUGAACAUUUACUCAAAUUUAAAAGACUUCCCAGCAAGAUACGAGUGGAAUGAGAAAAAAUUAAUAAGUUUUCAAAAUGCCUUUGCUCAUCCCGCUAUACAAAAUGAGUUAAAGAACUUUAUUGCAGAAGAUAUAAGUUUUGAUUCAGCUGGUAUAAUCCAAGCAACUAAAACAAUCCAUUCACUUUUUAAAAAAGUUUGUAAAAUCACCCUUAAGAAAAAAAAGAAAAGAGUAAAAACUGAUAAAAAGUGGUUUGAUCAAGAACUGACAUCGUUAAAAAAAAUUGUUGAUGGAAAAGCUGCACUAAUGAAUAAAUAUCCUAAAGACCCAUUUAUUAGUGGGUCGUUUUUUAAAACAUAUAAAAAGUAUGCAAAACUUAAAAAGUAUAAAAAAUGGGAAUUAAAAAAUGUACUAAAUCGUCUAGAAAAUUUGGAAACUGAAAACCCUAAGGAGUAUUGGAAACUUGUGAACCUCCUACGCAAUGAGAACACGGAUAAGCCAGAAAAAAAUAUUGAUGGUGACACCUGGUACAAAUAUUUUGCUUCUUUAGCAUAUAUUCCAAUAGAUAACCAUGAUCAAAUAAAACAGAUUGAAGAGCAAUGAAAGUUACUUGAAAAUAAUAUAACCUGCUUUGCACUUUCAGAUAACAAAAUACCAGAAGCUGAACUAAAUAAAGCAUUUAAAAAGCUUAAAUCAGACAAAGGUCCUGGAUAAGAUAAUAUAAGCAAUGAGAUGCUUAAGGAAUCUCAAUCUUUUAUUAAUACAAUUUUACUCAAACUUUUCAAUGCAGUUUUCAACUCCGGUAUAUAUUCAAGUGAAUGGUCAAAGAGUUUUAUUUGUCCAAUAUUCAAAGCAGAUGAUAGAAAAAAACCUGAAAUUAACAGGGGAAUUGCUAUAAACAAUAGUAUCGGAAAACUAUUUCAUAUAAUUUUGAACAACAGAUUUGACCUUUUCUUAGAUGAAAAUAAUAUAAUUCACGAAACUCAGAUAGGGUUCUCCAAAAAAGCACGUACCUCCGACCAUAUUUUUGUAUUAAGAUUUAUCAUUGAAAAAUAUUUAAAGACCGGAAAUAAAAAAAAUAUUCACAUGUUUUGUCGAUUUUUGAAAAGCUUUCGAUAAAGUCAUCCACAUUGAUAUUAUGUAUAAACUACAACUUUGUAAUAUAAGUAAUUAUUUUUAUAGAAUAUUGAAAUCUAUGUAUACCAAAGACAAAUUAUGUGUAAAAAUAAAUGUUAAAAUGACAGAGUUCUUUGUACCAGUGGUUGGUGUUAGGCAGGGAGGAAUUUUAAGUCCAAAUUUAUUUAAAUUUUUCAUAAAUGAACUUCUAAAAUUUUUCUGGAAAAGUCAGAAUCAUUUUGUUUAAAUAACGAUAAGAUACCAUGCGUCCUAUAGGCUGGUGACCUGGUAAUUUUUUCAGAAUCUAGAGCAGGGAUUCAAGACAAACUUGAUAUUUUAUAUAACUAUUGUAACGAAUGGUGUCUUGGAGUCAACUCCAAAAAAACAAAAAAUAAUUAUAUGUAAUGAUAAUGGACAUUUGAUUAAAGAAGACUUCCAUAUAGGGGAGGCAAAAUAGACUGUGUAAAGCAAUAUAAAUACUUGGAUCUUAUAAUUCAAAAUACUGGUAAAUUUACUGAGGAUAGAAAACAACUUUAACAAAAAAGUCUUAAAACCUGUUUUAAGCUCUAUGGGGACUUGAAAUCCUCAAGUCCUAGUAUUGGUACUUUUCUUCAUUUAUUUAAACAUUGUAUUAAACCUUUUAUUGUAUAUGGUUGAGAGAACUGGGGCACUAUUAAUAUAAUCCUUAAGAGAAAAUCAUCAUCUCUCUUUGAUAUAUUUAAGGACUGAGAGUCUGAAAAACUUCACAAUAAAUUUUGUAAAUAUAUCCCUGGUGUUACUAAAUUGUGCACUAACAUAGGAGUUCCUUAGAACUAGGAAGAUAUCCUCUUUACAUAAACAUGUUAAAACAAGUCUUCGUGUACAGACUUGAGAAUUCCCCAUCAAACCUGCUGAAUAAUGCAUAUAUAAGGAGUAUACGCACUUACAAAGCUUAAACAAAGGUAAUAAUUCCUGGUACACUAGUAAACUCUUUUAUGGGGAAAAGUUAAACUUUAAUUUGGCUUAUUGUAAAACCUUAAGUUAAUAUAAAUUUAAAAAAUCACUUAAACAAUGUCUCCGGAACAGGAUUCUUGAGACUUGGAAAGUAACCAUAGAUUCUUAUUUACAGGAUAAAUUGAGUACUUAUUUUAAAUUUUAAUUCUCAUUUGGUAAAGAAACCUAUCUAUCCUCUUUAAAUAAUGGCAAUUGUCAAAUUCUUACUAAAUUUAGAUUAAGUAAUCACAAAUUAACAGUUGAAACUGGUCGUCAUGAACGCAGGGUGAACAUGUCAGGUAAAUUAGAGAAUAUUCCACGAUUUGAAAGACUUUGCCAAUAUUGUAAUUUGAAUGUAACUGAGGAUGAACUCUAUUUUUUGUUAGAAUGUCCUCUAUAUGUAACUUCAAGAACCAUUUUACUUGAUGAUUUAUUUAUGGAAUAUCCAAAACUAAGAAUACUUAAUUCGCGAAACCUAUUUAUAUGGAUUAUGACAAAUGAUGAUGAUAAUUUUAUUUAAAAUUGUGCAAAUAUUUGACUUCAAACUUAGAAGUGAGAAAUAAUACUGCCAAGUAAAAAUUAAUACAGGUUUUAAUGAUAAUAUUUGGUGAAGUUAUCUUUCUCUGCCGA